Notothenia coriiceps (black rockcod) is the source of this 722-nucleotide messenger RNA. RefSeq names its product nuclear valosin-containing protein-like. The transcript has 2 exons. The annotation marks the transcript as partial. The record is from RefSeq and is a predicted model, not a curated record. Gene Ontology annotation, molecular function: ATP binding; ATP hydrolysis activity. NCBI's taxonomy places the organism in Eukaryota, Metazoa, Chordata, Actinopteri, Perciformes, Nototheniidae.
UAUGUGAUAUUAAGCAAAAGGUGAAGCAACUGCCAACACUUAGAAAAGAGAAGAGAUACAGAAAAUGACUUGACAGUGCUGCUCUCCUCCUGGCAGACCUGAACAGUCUGACGGUGACGGCUCAGGUGAUGGUGAUCGGGGCCACCAACCGGCCGGACUCCCUGGACCCCGCCCUGCGCAGAGCGGGACGCUUCGACAGAGAGAUCUGCCUGGGGAUCCCUGAUGAAGCGGCUCGACUCAGGAUCUUGAAGACGCUGUGUCGGAAGCUGAAGCUGCCGGAGGACUUUGACUUCAAGCAGCUGGCCCGCAUCACUCCGGGCUACGUGGGGGCCGACCUCAUGGCUCUGUGCCGGGAAGCAGCCAUGAGCGCCGUGCACAGAGUUCUGAUGGAAAGAAGAGCAUCGAGCCAAAGAAAGAGCUCCACUGAAGAGGCUGUAACAGGCGGAGCUCAGGUGGAGGAGGCUGUGACAGAUGGAGCUCAGACUGAAGAGGCUGUAACAGGCGGAGCUCAGGUGGAGGAGGCUGUGACAGACGGAGCUCAGGUGGAGGAGGCUGUAAUAGACGGAGCUCAGGUGGAGGAGGCUGUAACAGACGGAGAGGUCACAGAGACAAAGACAACAGACCUUACCCCCCCGCUGCCUCAGGAGGAGGCGGGGCACAAUGACCUGCAGGUAUGGGGGUCUCCAACCACACAUCUGUCUCAUUCCACUCAGAAGGAUACU